Ylistrum balloti is the source of this 3379-nucleotide messenger RNA. RefSeq names its product annexin A6-like. Gene Ontology annotation, cellular component: cytoplasm. The record is from RefSeq and is a predicted model, not a curated record. Lineage: Eukaryota; Metazoa; Mollusca; Bivalvia; Pectinida; Pectinidae. Gene Ontology annotation, molecular function: calcium ion binding; calcium-dependent phospholipid binding. The transcript is spliced from 25 exons. The coding region runs from base 1 to 3312 and encodes 1103 amino acids.
AUGCCAAGCGCUGGGGCUGUGUGUCCCCCUGUUAUAACUCCACUCCGGAAAGCUAUACCAGGCCUGUCAGGAAAUAAAAUUGAUACAUCAACAUUGAUUGAGUUAUGCACUGAAACAACAGAGUGUAAGAUUUUUUUCACCUCAGAUGGCACAAAGCCAAACCCAUUUCAGCGCAGAGUUGCUGGACGAGAGGUAACAUUCAAAUACAUUGGUCCCUUUACAUUGAAGCCUGGCAAGAGGACUAUCAAGGCUAUUGCGGUGGCAAGAGAUGGAUUGCGAGAGAGUGAUGUCAUGACCAAGCAGUUUAACGUAGAGGAUAUUGGUCGACUUACACAGCACCUGAAAGAUGACAGCACUACAACAGACGACUACUCUGGAUUUUUUGACACUUCAGACCAAGACAGCGAUUCAACCAUAAAACCAAAAACAAAGAAAAAAAUUAAUAGAAAAAAUAAAUCACCAGUUCGUGGAAAGUCUCCUCUUCGUAAAUCUCUCACAAAACCUCCAAGAGAAGCAUGGGCCAGUGAAGCGAUUCUGUCUGAUACUCUUGGUUCAGCAUCUGAUGGGCCAUAUUCAUCACAACCCAUACCAGAUGGUCCCUUCAAUCCCACAAACUAUGCUGGAACCCAGAUUAAUGUGUGGGGAGGGGCUAUUCCUACACAGAUCCCAGGAGUUGGGCCAAAUGUACCCCCAACCCUCUAUCCAACACAGUAUGGGUACCUUACUGAAAACAUGAUUAAUACCUGUAAUCCAGAUGGCAGAUAUGUAACUGUUGGUGAUAUCAAAAGAAUGGUUGGCAAUAAAAAGCCCCCUCAGGAGCCCCCUAAACCUGUGGAGCCCCCAGCCCCCAAACCUGCUAUUGAGUAUCCCAUUUAUCAGGAUCCCCCUCUGAACUCUGUCAGCCCUGGUAAAGGCGAUUUUAAAGACAACAUUGUGCACAUAUACGCACACAUGUUGGAGUAUGCUAAGAACAACAAAGACUUUCGACUUCCUGUUUCUGAACCACAGAUGGGGAAGAUGCUGGAGGCCAAGUUUGAAGAUGAAGGUGAUGGCUACAAAAUUACGGUUGUCAUGGCAAAACCCGGAAUUCCACGUGGCUCUGUGAGAAAGCAACCCAAGAUUGAGACUUUGAAGAAACCCCCACCCACAGAGAAAAACAAUGGCAAACCAAAGAAAAAAGAGAAAGAAAAGGAAAAACCUCCACCAGCACCUAAAAAAUCUGAUCCAUUCUUUGCCAUGGAGACAGAAGACUUACAGACUGAAGGAACAGUGAAGCCUUAUGAUAAGUUCAAUGCGGAACAAGAUGCAGAAGUAUUGAGGAAAGCAAUGAAAGGACUUGGAACUGAUGAGGAGGCUAUCACAAAUGUGCUUGCUUAUAGAUCUAAUCCACAACGACAAGAAGUUCGGACAACAUUCAAAACCAUGUUUGGAAAAGACUUAAUAGAGGAAUUAAAAAGUGAAUUAAGUGGUCAUUACCUGGACACAUGUAAAGCCUUGCUGAUGGCCCCAGCAGAGUAUGACGCCUACCAACUACACAAAGCCAUCAAAGGUCUUGGAACAGAUGAAGAUGUCCUUAUAGAAAUCCUGUGCACACGAUCAAACGCUCAAAUCAAAAUGAUCAAAGAAACCUACAAAGCAAAAUAUAACAAAGAAUUAGAAAAAGACAUCAUCGGCGAUACAUCAGGAAAUCUGAAGCGCCUCCUGGUGUCACAGGUUCAGGCAAAUCGUAGUGAGAGCAAAGAGGUUGAUCGUAACAAAGCUAAACAGGACGCCAAAGCACUAUAUGAGGCAGGUGAAAAGAAAUGGGGGACAGACGAAUCUCGCUUCAAUGUGAUCCUGGUAUCCCGCAGCUACCCACAGCUCCGAGCCACCUUCGAUGAAUAUGACAAGUUAUCUAAAAAGGACUUUGAGGAAGUGCUGAAGAGUGAAAUGUCAGGAGAUUUGCUCAGUGGCAUGAAAACUAUUGUACGAUGUGUUAGGAACAAAGCUGGCCACUUCGCUAGGCAGCUGCAGAAAACAAUGAAGGGCAUUGGUACUGAUGAUGAUACAUUAGUGCGGGUGGUCGUCAGUCGGUGCGAGAUUGAUAUGGUCCAGAUCAAAGAAGCAUUUGAAAGUCUGACAAGUCAAACCCUUCAGCAGUAUAUCGCUGAUGACCUGAGCUCAGAUUAUCGUGAUGUUAUCCUGUCUCUUGUCAUGGGAGGGCCACCACCAGACAAGGCCACCAAAUCUGGCAAGGGCUUUGUUGAAGCUGUGAAGUACAAAACAGAGGAAGAACUAGAUGAACAAGUGAGAAUGGAGUCAGAAAACAUUCAGGAAGAUCCAACACUAAAGCCAGCAGAAAAUUUUAAUGCUGAAAAUGAUGCUGAAGUUUUAAGGAAAGCUAUGAAAGGGUUUGGUACCGAUGAAAAAGCUAUUAUCAACGUGCUGGGUUUCAGGUCCAAUGAACAAAGAAUGGAGAUUGUAAAGACAUUUAAAACUAUGUUUGGAAAGGACUUGAUUAAGGAACUUGACAGUGAACUCAGUGGUGGGCUAAAGGUGUUGUGUCAUGGCCUCUGUAUGACCAGUCCAGAAUUUGAUGCUAUGAACCUGAAUAAGGCUAUCAAGGGUCUUGGUACAGAUGAGCAGGUGCUUGUGGAGAUUAUCUGUACUCGGUCUAAUUCACAGAUUCUGGCCUUCAAGGAAGCUUACAAAGCAAAAUAUGGAAAGGAACUGGAGAAAGAUGUCGCUGGCGACACAUCUGGAAACUUCAAACGCUUAUUGAUCAGCUCCCUCCAGGCAAACCGUGAUGAAAGUAAAGAGUUUGACCGCAAUAAAGCUAAGCAAGAUGCUCAAGCCUUACAUGAAGCUGGUGAGAAGAAAUGGGGAACAGACGAAUCCCGCUUCAAUGUGAUUUUGGUGUCUCGCUCCUAUGCACAGCUCCGUGCUACUUUCCAGGAAUAUGCCAAACUAGCCAACAAAGAUAUUGAGGACACACUGAAGAGCGAGAUGUCGGGUGAUCUUUUGAAGGGCAUGCUGGCUGUUGUUCGCUGUAUACGAAGCAAGCCAUCCCACUUUGCAGACGAGUUAUACAAAUCCAUGAAAGGUCUUGGGACAGAUGAUGACCGUUUGUGUCGAAUCCUUGUGUCACGAUGUGAAGUGGACAUGGUCCAAAUCAAGGAGUCCUUCCAGCAGGCCUACAAACAAACGCUCGGCAUGUUCAUUGCUGAUGAUGUGUCUGGUGAUUAUAAGGCCCUGAGUUUGGCCCUGAUUGGUGAAGGUUCAACCACUGAAAAAGACAAGACAGAGAAGAAAAGCAAAAAAGGAUGGUUUUAAAGGAGUCAGGAGAAGAGAGUAUGACCUUUUUAUUUCAAACACAUGAUUUUAUGGAACGAAAUGUCCA